CUAUCGUAUUUAACGUAAUCAUUAUUAUUGACGCGUGGACGCGAAAAUUCACGAGGGCCUGCGCUAGUGCGCCCCGUCGCACGUGGUCGCACUGGUCAGCACUGGUCGCUGACAUGAGCUCGGUGCCGCGAAUGCAGGCUGUGACGUGAGAUCUUGCAUUCCUUGUUUUUCCGAAUCAGUGGAAAUGGCAGGCUUGAAACCAGAUGACGAAUUGGACUGGGUGAAGAUACGGGAUGAUCUGGACAGCAGUUACAUGAACGAGACGAUAUGGCAGAAGGCUAAACGUAAAACACAAGAGAAUCCGCUCGUACCCAUAGGAGCGUUGGCGACUGUAGUAGCUCUGAGUGUCGGACUUGUUAGUUUCUACAAAGGCAAAAGAGGCAUGCAACAGAAAAUGAUGCGUGCUCGUGUUGGUGCUCAAGCGUUUACUAUUAUUUGUAUGGUCGCAGGCUUUAUCCUGCUGCCCAAGUCAAAUUGAAAUUAAUGGUACAUUGAUUCAAGAGUACCAUUAAUUAUCUGUUGUAGUAUAUGAGACACACUUGCGCUCGUCACAUCACAUGAUGUACCUCAUACGAAUGGAUAUCUUUUAGUACAAAAUGAUCUUGGUAUACAUUGAGAGAAGCGGUACUGUGUGUAUGUAAAUUAAUAUUUUUACUUAUAAAAAUAUAUAUAAUCACAAUUAUUGAAUACAUAUCAUAA
Solenopsis invicta (red fire ant) is the source of this 699-nucleotide messenger RNA. Its product is annotated as HIG1 domain family member 2A, mitochondrial. The coding region runs from base 185 to 478 and encodes 97 amino acids. Gene Ontology annotation, biological process: mitochondrial respirasome assembly. NCBI's taxonomy places the organism in Eukaryota, Metazoa, Arthropoda, Insecta, Hymenoptera, Formicidae. The transcript is spliced from 2 exons. Gene Ontology annotation, cellular component: mitochondrion. The record is from RefSeq and is a predicted model, not a curated record.